Molecule: messenger RNA, 1458 nt
Organism: Periophthalmus magnuspinnatus
Lineage: Eukaryota; Metazoa; Chordata; Actinopteri; Gobiiformes; Gobiidae
Product: butyrophilin subfamily 3 member A2-like
Exons: 6
Coding region: 61-1458 (465 amino acids)
Source: RefSeq, a predicted model, not a curated record
AGGUUCUGAGGAGCUUCUGUCGCUACAUGAGACCUGUGGACUUAACACGGACCUGAAGAAAUGAGGAAACAGAUUUUCAGUCUGGAUGUGCUGCAGUUUUCUGUCGUCUUACUGCAGGUUCACUUCUGCUGGAGUCAGAAUACACUGGUCAUUCCCUCUCAGCCAAUCAUAGCGUCCGCUGGCAGUGAUGUCACUCUGCCCUGUCAGUUGGACCCUGUUAAAGACCUCAGGGACAUGGUGGUGGAGUGGUCACGGCACGACCUGACGCCGCGCUACAUCCACAUCCGCCGGGACGGUCUGGACUUCCUCAUAGACCAGAACUCCCUGUACCUGGGCCGCACCUCUGUGUCCGAGAGCCGACUGCAGCAGGGGGACAUGUCCCUGAGUCUGACCAGAGUCAGGGCCAGUGACGGGGGCAAGUACAGCUGCUACAUCCCCCUGAUAAACAUCAAAGCAGAGGUCACUCUGAUGGUCGUGUCCGUGGCCCCUCCCUCGAUGAGCCUGAUCAAAGAGCGCUCGGGGUCUCCCGUGCUGAGGUGUGAGUCCAGGGGCUGGUACCCGGAGCCGGAGCUGGAGUGGCUGGACUCAGAGGGGACGGUUCUGCUCAGGACUGAGGCUCAGAGAGGAGCGAGCGAGGAGCUGUUCAGUGUGAGCAGCAGACUGAGUGUGGAGCAGAGGCUCGGCAACACGUUCACCUGCAGAGUGAGACAACAGGAGAGCGGCCAGAGCAGAGAGGCCCAGCUCAGCAUCACAGAUAAUUUACUGGAGCCUUGUCCCUCCUGCUCUUUGUCCUGGAUCCUCUUCUCUUUGAGUUUGAUUCUGUUUCUUGCAGCAGUUGCUGUUUUGGUCGUGUGGAAGUGUAAAAUUAAAAGAAAGAAAUCUGACAGUAAAAGAAUUGAACUUGGAGAAAAAGAAGAAAGAGAGAGUAUGAUGAAAGAAGAGAUUACAAAUCUACUGAAGCAACAAGACGAGACACAGAGACUUCAGCUGAAGGAAAACCUGGAGAAGACUGAGACUGAGCUGCGUUAUGUCAAUGAUGUGAUCAACAGACUGACUGUGGAAAAAGAUGUAUUAAUGAAAUUCAAGGAGGAACCUCUGGAAGCGAUUCAUAAUCUGAAGAUUUUAAUAGAGACAGAGAAGAAAAAGUUGGGUCCUAUAUUGAUUAAGGAUAAAUCUAAGAAACAGACACAGUACGUCGAAACCCUGCAGAGAGAAAACUAUAUGCACAUGAAAACAGUUGAAGUACUUGAUAAUCAAAUAAAGACAUUAGAGGAGGUGAUUUCGGUGUCAGUACAGAGAAAAGGACAGUUGGAGGCAGAACUUCAGCAGAUGGAAAAACAGAAGAAGCGUCAGGAAACAAAGACACAGCAGGAGACAAGAGAAGAAGAAGAAAAGGUGAAUGUUCAGGAGAAUGUUCAGGUGAACGCUCAUGAUCAGCCUCAAAAGUCUCAGGUUUAG